This is a messenger RNA of Nelumbo nucifera (sacred lotus), 1245 nucleotides long. RefSeq names its product WAT1-related protein At4g08300-like. Gene Ontology annotation, cellular component: membrane. Lineage: Eukaryota; Viridiplantae; Streptophyta; Magnoliopsida; Proteales; Nelumbonaceae. Gene Ontology annotation, molecular function: transmembrane transporter activity. The record is from RefSeq and is a predicted model, not a curated record.
GAAGUUACAUUUAAAGAGCAAUGGCAUUCAAGGCAUGUGAAAUUGGUGCACGUUACAGGAAGUUCAAGCCACACCUCCUCAUUGUUCUGAUUCAGAUAGCUUACACAUUCCUCUACUUCAUAGCAGAAGCUGCAUUCAAUCAUGGAUUGAAUCCUCAUGUUUUUGUGACUUAUCGACAUAUUGUAGCUAGUUUAGUGAUGUUGCCUUUUGCAUAUUUUCUUGAAAGAAAAAUAAGACCAAAGCUGACAUUUGCAUUGUUUAUUGAGAUAUUUCUGCUGUCUCUCAUAGGGAUAGGUUUAACCCUGAACAUGUAUUUUGCAAGCUUGAGAUAUACCUCCCCAACAUUCAUUGCAUCCAUGAUCAACACUAUUGCUUCCAUAACCUUUAUAAUUGCAGUUAUAUUCAGGUUGGAGGUUCUUGAUGUAACCAACCCCCGUGGAAUAGCAAAAAUUCUUGGGACCUUGCUUUCCUUGGCUGGAGCCAUGACCAUGACAUUGUACAAGGGACCUGCACUGAGAAAUAUUUCAGGUGCUUUAAUCCAUGUUGGAACAAACACCGUCCAUGAAAACUGGCUGAAGGGUUCCAUUCUUACUGCCGUGAGCUGCAUAACAUGGUCAUCAUGGUACAUCAUGCAGGCAUUCACAUUGAAGAGAUAUCCAGCACAACUUUCACUAACCACAUGGAUGUGCUUUAUUGGGGGAGCACAAUCAGCUGUCUUCACAGUGUUCACAGAACAUAAACCCACAGCAUGGAGCAUUGGAUUCAAUAUUGAAUUUUGGGCCAUCAUCUAUGCUGGAGUGGUAUGCUCUGGUUUCAUAAUCUUCCUUCAACUAUGGUGCACCAAACAGAAAGGACCAGUAUUUGUAACCAUGUUUAAUCCCCUAGGAACCAUGUUGGUGGCAUUUGCAGCUUACUUUGUUCUGGGUGAAAAGUUGCAUAUUGGCAGGGUACUGGGAGGGCUUACGGUCAUUAUCGGCCUCUACUUGUUACUAUGGGGCAAGGAAGUGGACCAAAAAUUCAGCACCGAGUCCCAGGAGCUCUCUUAUGAAAAAGGAAAAGAACACAAGAUAGAAGAAGUAAUUACUUCAGUAGAUGCUUCCAAAGAGCCCUAGGAUAUCUAAACUCUCAACAGAUUUGCAAUGAUAAAUGAAUCACAACGAAUAGCAUCAGCAAUUCGUAUGUGUUUCAUGUCGAAUAAGUGGAAAUGAACAAAAUCCAAUUUCAUGUGUCUCAUGUUUUAGCUUU